Molecule: messenger RNA, 1279 nt
Organism: Gilbertella persicaria
Lineage: Eukaryota; Fungi; Mucoromycota; Mucoromycetes; Mucorales; Choanephoraceae
Product: Endonuclease/exonuclease/phosphatase
Exons: 1
Coding region: 197-1231 (344 amino acids)
Biological process (GO): phosphatidylinositol dephosphorylation
Molecular function (GO): phosphatidylinositol-4,5-bisphosphate 5-phosphatase activity
Source: RefSeq, a predicted model, not a curated record
GUAUGCAGAGUCCUGAUAUUAUCAUGAUUGGCGUACAAGAAAUUGUGGAUCUCGGCUCAAAGACAUUGACGGCGAGUAAGUUUCAUGGUACUGUAUUCUUUCUUCUUCUUCUUAUAUAUUGUCAGAAUCAUUACUUUCGAUCAGUAAAAAGAUUGAGACCAUUGAAGAAGCAGAUGAACUCUUGACGCAUCGCUAUAUGCUUUGGUAUGAUUAUUUCAAAAGUGCGAUCAACACCAAUUUCGGCGAAAACAGUUACAAGAUCAUCAAGACAGACCAGCUUGUCGGUCUAUUCACUUGUUUGUUUGUCAAGACAGAAAUUGAACCACGUAUCCAUCAAUGCGAUUCCACUGUAGUCAAGACUGGAUUUCGGGUCAUGAACAAGAGUCUUCAUGGCAAUAAAGGAGGGAUUGUGGUCCGACUGUUGAUUGACGAUACAUCCCUUUGUUUUAUCAAUUGCCAUUUAGCUGCUGGGCAGUGUAACUUACUUUCACGAAACGCAGAUAUGGACGGUAUCUUGCAUUCGGCUCAAUUUUCAGCAUGUAUAGCGACCGAUCAAGAAGGGUUUCCUGACCCAUUUCUUCAACAGGUCGUGUUCAAGAACCAUUCUGACGGAAGUCAUGUCUUGGAUCAUGAAACUUGUUUCUUUAGUGGUGAUUUAAAUUAUCGCGUUGAGUUGCCUCGAGAAGAUGUCUUGAAAUCAAUCGAGACACAUCCAAAACUUGAGGCUUGGGAGACACUUCAACAAUACGAUCAACUCAAACAACAGCAGGCCACCAAUCCCAUGUUUCGUUGCUUGGGGUUUAAAGAAGCGCCUAUUUUGUUUGAUCCGACAUACAAGUAUGAACGAGGCACUGAAGAGUACGACACGUCUGAAAAGAAACGAGUGCCUGCUUGGUGUGAUCGUAUUCUGUAUAGAGCACCUGCGAAUGUGACAAAUGUCUACUAUCGUCGUCACGAGGUGAAGGCAUCCGACCAUCGUCCUGUAAGUGCUGGGUUUACCUUUCCUGUCAAGACAAUCGAUCAUGCUCAGAUGAACAAGGCAAAAGAACAACUUCAAGUAGAAUGGAAACUGCAGGUGUUUAAGCAUACACAAGAAGCAAAAGUGCGGUUUGUGAUGCAUUAUGAUUUGUGCGACGAAAAAGAGGCAUGGGAUCGAUUAGAUAAAUCUGAAUGGGAUGCAGAAAAAGUAGUGAUGGAUUUGUACCGCGACAAAGGUGCUUGUAUUGCUUAAUAAUAAUAAAAAGAAACUCUUUAUGAAUACUGGUUUUAUAAUCACUCG